This is a messenger RNA of Ictalurus furcatus (blue catfish), 2618 nucleotides long. It is a transcript of the gene gja13.2, whose product is annotated as gap junction protein alpha 13.2. Gene Ontology annotation, cellular component: connexin complex. Bases 1153 to 1986 code for a protein of 277 amino acids. The transcript is spliced from 3 exons. NCBI's taxonomy places the organism in Eukaryota, Metazoa, Chordata, Actinopteri, Siluriformes, Ictaluridae. Gene Ontology annotation, biological process: cell communication. The record is from RefSeq and is a predicted model, not a curated record.
CUACAAGAUUUUUGACACGGGCAUGCAAAUUAGAUGAUAGAGGCCCUACACGCCCUGCACAAUUAUUGACACGGUUUCUAGGGGCAAAAAUCAUCAUCUCUGUCUCUGGAGAACAUUGUGCACGUGUACUGUAUUUGAGAGUUCCCACACACCUGCCCUCUGAUACGUGAAGCCAGUCAGACACACCUUUUGAAACUGCUGCUCAGGCUGCGUCUCAGGACAGUGUAACACGAUGGGAGGAAAGUGCUACCUACCCUCUUCUGCAUACGUGAAAUCACGUUAUCUCCAGAAGACAGGAUGGCUACUCUGGAGCCAUUAUUUGCCUUUUUUUUUUCUUUGUAAAGUAUUUUGAACUGUAUGAAAGCUAUAUAAAAACUGUAUGAUGCUAUAUAAAUAAAUUUCCUCUUCUUCUUCUUAUUAUUUAGCGUUAAAUUGCCUAUACGUGUGUCUGAGGACGUGUGUAUGUGACCCAUUAGUACUCAGUUGUUCUGAGGCUCUGGAUCCACUGCAACCCUGAUGAAUGAAUGAACAAUAAGACAAAAUACAUAUGCCAAGCGAUAAAACUUAUACCAUAGAAACAGCACAUGGAAGACUGUAUUGCGUAACCUUGAAAUGUGUUUAUGGAAGUGAAAUUUGAUGACCACCGUCUUUAGCGUGCGUCUCAUUUUCCAACGCGGUCUAAUCCGUGCUGCCCUCUAGUGCUAAUAAUCGUGUGCGACGAUACCAGUAAAUGUGACGAUUCGGGUGUGGAUCCUUAUUUUGCAAUUUUAGAUGUGUUGUAAGAAAUGAUGAAAAGUCUUGCUGAGAAAUAAGUCAAAACAUGUGACCGUGUCAAGCUGACCACGGUCACUGGUGUUUAGGUGAAGUGUUGGUUAUUAGACAUGGAUAACUGAACACAUAAGAGGAAGGAAAAUGGGAUUGACUGUUUAGCUAAAUCAGGAACACACACUCUAAAAACACACACUCUGAGAAUCCAUAAUCUCGUACUGACUCUUCAUCCUAUUCAUCUGACGAUACAGAGUUUGACAUUUUACGAUUCUAGACCUGACCCACUGCUCCCGUGCCAAUAUUUUUGCUUUGAGGUGGUACAAAAACAUACCAACUAAUGUGAAAUGCGGCAUCGGGAAAUAGUAAACCUGAUCAUCAAACACAAUGGGAGACUGGGGUUUUCUCUCCACGUUACUGGACAAGGUGCAGGCCCACUCUACUGUCAUUGGCAAGAUCUGGAUGAGCAUACUCUUCAUCUUCAGAAUCCUUGUUCUGGGCGCAGGAGUUGAGAAUGUAUGGGGAGAUGAGCAAUCUGAUUUAAUUUGCAACACCCUCACACCGGGUUGCGAGAAUGUCUGCUACGACUGGAAAUUUCCCAUCUCCCACGUCCGCUUUUGGGUCAUGCAGAUCCUCUUCGUGUCCACCCCGACCCUGCUCUACCUGGGCCAUGCCAUCCACAUCAUCCACCAGGAGAAAAAGCUUAGAGAGAUGCGCAAGAGCGACCAGUCAGUGCUGGCACCGAAAUACACCGAUGAAAAUGGCAAAGUCAGAAUCAAGGGCAAGUUGUUGUGUAGCUACUUGACUCAGCUCUUUUUCAAAAUCAUCCUGGAAGUUGCUUUCAUCGUUGGCCAGUAUUACCUCUACGGCUUUGUAAUGGCAGCCGAAUUCUUUUGUACCAAGGCCCCCUGCCCUGUGAUGACACAGUGCUUCAUGUCCAGACCCACAGAGAAGACCAUCUUUAUGAUAUUCAUGCUUGCAGUUGCAUGUGUUUCCCUGGCCUUGAACGUGCUCGAAGUGUGCUAUUUGGUUUGUUGUAGAGUAAGAAGACGGCCAAAACAUGAAGCAGUGGUGUUCUACAAUAUGAAUGCCAGUAAUCUACCGUUAGGUGCAAUUAGCCAGGAAGCUGUAAAGAGCAUUAAGCAGAACAGUGUGAAUGGAGACAUGGAGAAGCACUGGGCACACAGGAACUAUAGACCUGCUGAAGAAAUGCAACUGUAAAUCAACAUAUCUACACUCUAAAAAUUAUAUGGGGUUAAAUAACCCAUCAUUUUUUAGAAAAUUGUAUGAAUACACUAUAUUAUGUAAUGUAGGCUAAUAUAUUGCCUUAGUAAUCUAGUGAUGAAGUACUGUACACCAGAUGGCACGGUGUACCUGUUCAGAUAACUCUACUCUUACCCUUCCAUUCGGUUUUAUGCGAUUUGUUUCAUUCACACACUGUUUUCCUGCCAUAUAUAUCCUGACACUUUAAUUACAUACACAUUGUCCUUAUUGUGUUACAUACACUUUUUUAAAAAAUAACGAUAAAGCCUUUUUAUGUGCAGCAUAAUGCUUUAAACAUGACUUAAUUAAAUAUCUGACAAGACAAGAUAUAGGUUAAUAAGUUACUGCUGACGAAAUGUGAUUAUGGUCAUUGUGCUUAAACUGUAUUUGUACAUUAAUAUUGUGAUUCUAUUUUAUGCUGAAUAAACCUUGUUUAAUAAAUCAGACAGCGUUGGGAGUUUACUGAGUUAGUUUGGCAGAAUAAGUGGAAACAAUUGUCCCUAAACUUGUAAGAAUGCAAGAAGAGUCAACAAAUGUAAGACGGUAACGAUGUAGGAAUCGUGUGAUUUCCCAUGUUGUCUUACAAGUUU